Molecule: messenger RNA, 8781 nt
Organism: Drosophila hydei
Lineage: Eukaryota; Metazoa; Arthropoda; Insecta; Diptera; Drosophilidae
Gene: E(bx)
Product: nucleosome-remodeling factor subunit NURF301
Exons: 13
Coding region: 251-8656 (2801 amino acids)
Biological process (GO): regulation of transcription by RNA polymerase II
Cellular component (GO): NURF complex
Molecular function (GO): RNA polymerase II cis-regulatory region sequence-specific DNA binding
Source: RefSeq, a predicted model, not a curated record
AACAGUUUGCUUAAGAAUAGUUAAAUAAUAUUAAAAAAUAAGUAUUGCAACGCGUUCGCAAUGUGAUACCAAGUUUAAUGGAUAAUGUGCGUUUUUCGAGAAGAGCUAAGAAAGAAAUAAAUCGUAUUUGAGAUACCAGAGUACGCACACACGCUAACACUUUCACACACGUACGUACGAUAGUUUUAAGCAGAAAGUGGGUGGCGAAGGCAUCAAACGCAAUAACGACGCAAAGGCUGAUCAGAAUAUAAUGAGUGGUCGCGGUAGCCGGAAGCGUGGACGCCCGCCAAAGACGCCAAACGAGCGCUCAUCGGGACGUUUCAACUAUCAUCUGCUCAAGAAACCAAAAUAUCUCAGUGAAGGUAAAUCCCAGCCAAGCACUCCAUCGGCGUCGCGCUGCAUCUCACCACAAAGCGAUGAAUGCAGUCGCGGCAGCCACAACAAUCGCAGCGGACGCGGUAGCGGAUCAAAAAGGGGCCGUGGACGUAAAUCGAACGCUCACGCUAACACCAGUACCAACAAUUAUUCAGGAAGAAAAGGUUUCGAGUCGGAGUAUCAUUACGGCUCGGAUUUCGGUGAUUCGGAUGAGGAAAAAACCGAUAAUGAAGAUGAUUUGCUACUUACGCCUAGCGAUGAUGAAAGCUUGGAUGCUGCCAAUGAGAGUGAGUCCGAGUUUUCAGUCUGCAGUUUUACACAAAAUGGCUUAGGCCGACCACCGCGUCCGCCCAGCCCGGAGCCAAUUUGGCUGCAAGAAGGUCGAGAAUUUGAGCCACUUCAAUUGCCCGACUCGUCUGAAGAUUUAUUUGUAGACAAUGCGCAUGUUUUGCGCGCUGUAAGUAUUUACGAAGUAUUGAGACGCUUUCGUCACUUGGUACGACUUUCGCCUUUCCGAUUUGAGGACUUUUGUGCUGCACUGGUCUGUGAGGAGCAGAGUGCACUGCUCACGGACGUUCAUAUAAUGCUCCUGAAGGCGAUAUUACGCGAGGAGGACGUACAGGGCACACAUUUUGGGCCGCUCGAUCAAAAGGAUACUGUUAAUAUAAGCCUAUACCUGAUAGAUGCCAUUACCUGGCCAGAAGUGUUGCGCAGCUAUGUGGAAAGUGACAGGGAAUUCGAUCGUAACGUUUACAAAAUACUCAGCACUGGCGAAUAUCCCUAUACAGGCGUCGAACAUCGUCUGGUUGUGCUGCAGUUUUUGGCUGAUCAAUUUCUAACUGCCAACUCGGUGCGCGACGUGAUGGUGCAGGAGGGUCCCAUACAUUAUGAUGAUCAUUGCCGCGUUUGUCAUCGCCUCGGCGAUUUAUUAUGUUGCGAAACCUGCCCCGCUGUCUAUCACUUGGAGUGUGUCGAUCCGCCUAUGAACGAUGUACCUACAGAGGACUGGCAGUGUGGCCUGUGUCGCUCGCACAAAGUCUCUGGAGUUGUCGAUUGUAUUCUGACGCAAGAGAAACAGGGCGUCCUCAUACGUCACGAUAGUCUCGGCGUGGAUCGACAUGGUCGCAAGUACUGGUUUAUUGCGCGACGUAUUUUUGUAGAGGAUCAAAUCGACGGUGUUACUUGUUGGUACUAUAGCACGACAGCAAAAUUGGAGUUGCUGCUGAAGCGUUUGGAUGCAACAGAGCUGGAGACUCGACUUGUUUCUCAGCUGACUGACCGUCAGGAAGAAAUAGAGCGUCAGAUGAAGCUAACCGAGUCGCUCACCAAUGAGCACAAACAUAACAAGCGCACCUUAUUAGAUCUAGAGAACGAGGCUACACAAGAAUUACUCGAAAAGGAUUCGUCCAAUAUUUCAACAGAAGAAAGUAGCGAUCAAGCGGGCGAGUCCGCUAAGAAAGCUGAAGAUAGUAAAAUGAUAACGCGUCAAAAGACAAAUCAAUUAAACAGCGGCACACUCUAUUUCAAACUGGGCAUGGAGCAGGGCUUUAAGAACUAUGUUAACCAGUACGCCACCAAUCCCAUAGCACUAAACAAGCCGCAACGCAAUGAGGAGCGCGAUAAACGGCGUCAUCUCUCCCACAAAUUUUCCCUGACAACUGCCUCCGAUUUCAAAUGGAUUGGCAUUACAAUGGGUACAUGCGACAACAUUAUCACAACACUACGUCAAACCCUGCUUAACUUUGAGUCGAACAUAGCUGCGUCCUUCAUGAAUAGCAAUUGGCUGACCAACAAGAAAAUGUGGAAUAAUGCUGUAAUGAAUGCCAAACGGGCCACAGAUUUCGCGGCUGUUAUGCUGCUGUUCCAAUCGUCGCUGAAGAGCGUCGUCUUUGCCAAUGUGUGGCACGAGCAGCUUGGGCACAUGCAUCUGCAGCGGAUCACAAGCGGCGAGCGUGAAGAGCGCAAAAAGCAGGAGAAGCGUGAAAAGCGUGAACGUGACGAUGAGGAGGAGCGAAAUCGUCUCGCUUUUAAUUAUAUCAAAUAUUCGCUGGGCCUGAAGCAUCAGGUCUGGAAGCAAAAAGGCGAAGAGUAUCGUGUUCAUGGUCAAUGGGGUUGGCUCUGGCUAUCCAGCAGUCGACGCUGCGGCGUUCGUGUCCGGCGUACACGUGCCCAGCCCUUGACACACAAUCGCAUCUAUGUACACUACACGUUAGGUGAGGAGAAGAACGUCAAUGAAGUUAUCCUCGUUGAUCCGCGAACUCAGCGCUUCAUUCAGCAGUGUAAGACAGUGCAUGAUGCGGGUCAGGUGUGCCAUUAUUUGCCCGAACAGUACACACACGUAAAUAUUGUCGAGGACGUUGGUGAGCGGGUCAAUGGUGUUAUUGAUGUGAGCAAAGCAUUGUGUGAACCAGGACGAAUCUAUUAUCCAAAGGUGGCGCGCAAAUGUCGCCUGGAUGAUUUGCUGGAGCGGCGCACCAAAUUGGCGGAGGUCGAGAAACAAAUUUCUAUAAAAUCGGAUGCGGAUGGUGAUAUCAAGCCACUUUUAAUAACAACAACAACAGCUAAUGGGACAGGCAGCCAUAAGCAAACGUAUCUAGAGAAGCGUUUAAUGCGCCUCACAGAAUCCUCAGGCAGGAGUAUUCCAUCCAACGUUAACUUAGAUCUCGUCAACUCACUAGCCAAGCAAAUACAAACAGUGCGUUUGCAGUUCAGUCAACUGAAUCGCUACGCCAAGACCUUCCGCUGCUAUACGAAGGAGUGCAAUACGAAUUCAAAUGCUGUUUCGCAGAUUACUCAGAACACGUGUUACUCCCCUCUCUGCCUACAGAAAGCACGGGCCAAGAAAGAAUUGUUGUUGCUGCUGCGCAAGGCACACACAGCUGGCAAUGGCUCGAAGGAGACGGUGGCAGCGAUUUUGGGUGCAGUGAAAAAGCCGUCCAUACUCGAACAGAAAUUAACAGAGGGUAAAAAGGAAUCUGUCCAAUUGGCCAUCGAUGAGUCCGAUGAUCACAAAUUACACGAAACCGAAGCGCCCCUCGACUUGCUGCAAGACUGGGAGCAGGCACGCGCGCAUGCAGUCACCUUUAGUGAUCAUUUGAUCACAGGUUGCCUACUGAAAGAAACCGAGAAUACAGAGAAGGUGCAAGUCAAGGAGGAGCAAAGUACAGCAAGUAGUCUGAAUCCGGACUCAAAUACUCAGGACUCCGACAAAAUGGACUACAUUGAGAAUAUGGACGUGUGCAGUAAUGUUGAAAUAGAGAGCACAGAAGAUUCACUGACUGUGGCAGCGAGUUCAACGGCAAAUAUCGACGAUAUUGAUAUGUUUCCCGGCUUGCGUCGCAAGCGCACACUGAAGCCUAAGAAGGCAUAUAUUGGCACCAAAGAUGUAUUAGACCAAACUUUGGACAAAGAUAUACCGCUCAACAAGCAAAAUCGUAGAUUUCCCAUUACUCAACGUCCUGUUAAACGUGAGGAUGUCACCAAAUAUGAGCGCGAAUAUUUUGAAAAUGGCAAUGAACGUGUUUACUCCUCAACUUCACCCAGAGGUCGCGUCUAUCUGCUGCGUGAUGAGUCCAAAUUGUAUGAGCAAUCUGUGAAAGCUGAUGAUAAGACAACAGUUGUCAAGAAGGCAAAUUAUGCGCGCUAUCCGCUCAUUUCCAAUUUCCUGACCCAUAAGCAAAAGCGUAGUCUUUUGGUCUUGCCACGCUACGAGCUGCUUAAGCUAUCCCGUCUGGGCGGUAAAGCGCCGGCUAGUGGCUUUCAUCAUGCCGCCAAAAAUAACUGCAUUUGGCAAUACCAGUGCUCUAGGCCUCUGUUCCGUACAUGCUGGUCAUAUCGUACAUCCAAUGCCACAACUUUGUCGUGCAUAGCAUUGCAGUUGCGAAUCCUAUGGUCUUGCUUACGCUGGGAUGAUAUGAUUGCCAAGCCGCCAUCCGCUGAUGGAAAGCAUCAGGUUACAACAGAGAAUGAAAUCGUGACAUUAGAACUGCUUAAAUUACGGCACGCCGGUCGCUAUGGUGAGAAGACGAGUUAUCUCCGACGCAAGGUUGUUAUACCUUUGGAGAUGCCAAAGACUAUCAGGGAGGUAACUUCAAUCCGUUCGGGUCUGCGCAAACGAAAGCGCGCCGAAUCCCCCCAACCGACAGAACCACAAAUAAGCGAGGAAUGGGUGGAUGAGGAUAAGCUUGAGCUGUGGGAAAUCAAGUUUAUUGGCGAGAAGCAAGAAAAGGCACGCUUAGCCACUGUGACACGUUCUGUGACUUCGCGGCAACUGGAAUCAAGCAAUGGCUCCGGUUCUAGUGUGUCCGCCAUUGGCAGUCCAGGCGGUGGACGGGUUCUGUUGGCACCAAAACCUGGCGAAGAUGUCAAGGAUAAAAUGGAACAGCAAUUGAAGCUACAACGGGCAGCUCAUCAACAGCGUAAAGUAAUUGGUGUCAACGAAGUCACGCGUUCAUCAACACCUGUUAAAGGACAAGUGAUUGGUAGUAGACGUGUGAUAGUCAAGAACCCGGAUGGAACAACGCGCAUCAUACAACAAGCAACCACACAAUUGGCUCGCAGUUCAGCAUCAGCAGCAUCGUCAGCAACAAGCCCCUCGCCGUCUUCGAAUGCAUCGCAGGGCAAUGCCACAUCAACGACACCCGCUUCCACGCCACACAAAGUACAAAUUAUACGUGGACCCGACGGCAAAGUGAGCGUUCGUGGACUAAAUCCAGGACAGCAGCUGGUGCAAAUGCCAGACGGCAAACUGCAUGUCUUAACGACAACAACAUCAAAUGCAGUGACAUCAAGUGUCAAGGGUAAACUGCCAAUAAAAACACUGACUGCGCCGGUAGCAUCACAUGCGCUGCCAACAGCGACGGGUGCUGUAAAUGCAACAUCUCCAGUGAUCAAACAAAUUGCAGUAAAACAUGUUAACAUAGCUAAAUCACCGGGUGCGCAAACCCUUGCAUCAUCUCAACGUGUUACUCUGCCUUUAGCACAAGUGAAAAAUAAAUUAUUGCUUGCGCAGCAGCAACAACAACAGCAGCAACAGCAGCAACAGCAGCAGCAGCAGCAACAACAACAAACUGGUCAGACCAGCACAGCUUCGCCAAUUGUUCAGAAGCUUGUGCCGAAAGUUGUAACAACUGCUUCGCCGAAUCAGCAAUUGUUUGUUCAACCUGGCUCAAAGUUGCUGGUCACACAAGGUUCGCAAGGACAAAAGGUUAUCAUAUCUGCAUCACCAAGUCAACAGCAACAGCAGCAAGGCACUGCAACAGUACAACAGCAGCAAAUUGUUCAAGCACAAACAAUUCAACAGCACAUCCAACAGCAGGCGCCACCACAGCAACAGCAGCAACAAAUUGUGGUUAACCAGCAGAUGGGCAGUCAGCCUACACAAAAGGUGAUACAGCAAAUUGUUAACACAAGCAACGUGCAGCAGCAAAUUGUUGUUGGUGGGCAGCGCAUAAUAUUGAGUCCUGGUCAAACGAUCGUUACGCAACGCAAUGUGCCGCAAAGUCAAGCCCUGCAAAUGGUACAGCAGCAAAUACAAACACAACAGCAGCAACAACAACAACAACAGCAGCAGCAACACAUCGUACAGCCACAGCAACAAUAUGUGGUGCAAGCCAAUCAAACUGUUCAAACGACACCCACAACGCAAACAAAAUUUGUUAAACAGGUGGUGGUGCAACAGCAGCAACAACAGCAGCAGCAGCAGCAGCAACCACAAGUGAUCGAAGAGAAACCACAGAGCAGUACUACUGAAAACGCUGAGACAGCCACACAACAAGUGCUUGUACCCAACUCAACGCUGGCUCAACAACUGGCGCAAGGCAAAUUGCAAGUGGCAACAAUUAAUGGACAGCAAGUCAUUGUCAAGCCGUUGGGCAACAAUCAAGCUCAAAUCGUGGCACAUAUUAAACAUCAGGGCGAUGGCAAUGCCCAUAUUGUGACGAACAAUGCCACGCCCGCCGUAGCCCAAGCGAGUCCGCAAAACUCACCUGCUAAACAGACGCAGCAGCAAACUGUUGUGCAACAAAGUCCACAGCAAGUCGUUAUACAGCAACAGCAGCAAGUUCAGACGCAACCACAACAACAGCCGCAGCAGCCACAGCAGCAUAUUGUACAGCAAGUGGUACAGCAAGCGCCAGCACAACAGCCCUUAAGUGUUGAAGAGAGUCUCCUGCAGAAUCAGCCACCUGGCACAGUGAUCAAGUGUGUGACGGCACAAGUAUUGCAAACGGAGCACGGACCACGUAUUGUGCUGCAAGGACUUGUGGGCAAUGACUUUACAGCACAACAACUGCAGCUGGUGCAAACGCAGGUGAAGCAACAGCUAAUGAAAGCCCAAGAAUCUAAUGGCAAGCUAGGCGUUUUAGGCCCUACAAAAAUCUAUUUAGCCGUGCAGCCAGAAACAACGGCACAAUCGUCACAGCCGCCGCCCCUAACGCCCGUGCACCAAACGGCGACACAUCAACAAACCAACGAUAACACCAGCAUCAACAGCAACAACAACGACAACGACGCCACCGCGCCUUCAGCUAAUAAUGAGGAGGCUGCCCCAGCCAACGACAGUUGCUCCGCAGCAAACAGCACAAGUGCCUCUGGCAAUGGCAUCGAAGUCGACCUCGACUCCAGUUGUCUUGCCCAAGCUGAUAAGCAUAAUAGCAUCACAACAACAACCACCGCCACCACCAUUAUCAACAACAACAACAACGGCAGCAGCGGCAGCAGCAGCAGCAGCAGCAGCAGCAGCAACAACAACAACAACAGCAACUACAACAACAACACAGCUGGAGCAACUGCUACGGAGGCGAACGUAGACUAUGCCGUAGUGGCAUCAUCAGGCGAUCUCUGUGCGACAUCCUUACUGCAAGGCAGCGAGAAUGAGCGAACCGAAGAUUUUGUCGUAACCAGCGGCUACAUACAAGAAACUAUAACAAAUGUACUCAAUCAAGGCAAUCUGAGUCCAGAGCUGAAGGAGAAAUUGGUGAACAUGCGCCUGAAGCAGGAGCAGCAAAAUUCGCAGAACUUGGGCGAAUGGACGCCAUCAGCAAAUAGAUCGAAUUCUAUAAGUGAAUGCGCCAGCACCUCUAAUCGCCGACGCACUGCUUCGCGGCAUAACAAUAACGACGAUGAUGAAUGGAAGAUACGUACACCGUCUAAACGUCAUCAUGGCUUGCCCACCGUUAGCCAGAAUAACAAUAGCGCAGUUAAAAGCAAUCGAAAGCCACUGCCUUUGGAGGAUGCGGCAAACCUGAGUGAACCCAAGCAAACGCAGUUGGAACGCCAUAAAGACUUGCUAAAGAAGAGCAUCUUGCGAAAACGUUCGCUGCUCGAACGCAAUUUACAAAAUGAAAUUCGCGAGGAAGUUGAGGCCAAAUCCAAUCGGCAUGUGCGGGCCAUGAGCACAACAACGCCAGAGAAGCCAAUCGAAAAUGAGCGCACGUCAGUGUUCACUGAGCGUCUGAUGGAUCAAAAUACAGAGCUCAAACGGCACAGCAAGCCGUCAAUUGGCCGCAGUCUUGGCGCUGAGCCGACAACACUGCACAACAGGCACGGAGUUGGUCGGCCCAAGAAGUUGACUCGCAAGAAGGAGAAGCUAUAUUGUAUAUGCCGCAAACCUUAUGAUGACACCAAAUUCUAUGUUGGUUGCGACUUGUGCAGCAAUUGGUUCCAUGGUGAUUGUGUUAACAUUACCGAGGAGGCGUCCAAAAAGCUAACGGAAUUCAUUUGCACCGAUUGCCAGAAGGCGCGUGAAACUCAACAACUUUAUUGCAGCUGUCGGCAGCCUUACGAUGAAUCACAAUUUUAUAUUUGCUGUGAUAAGUGCCAGGACUGGUUCCAUGGUCGUUGCGUUGGUAUUGUCCAAAGCGAAGCGGAGUAUAUUGACGAGUACGUUUGCCCGGAGUGCCAGCGGAAUUCGGAUGCGAAUAUUGCAAAUAUAAAGAGUCUAACGCAGAGUGAAGUUAUUGAACUCAAAAGCUUAAUCAAGCAAAUACAGUCCCACAAAAGUGCCUGGCCAUUUAUGGAGCCGGUUGAUCCGAAAGAGGCACCGGACUAUUACAAAGUGAUUAAGGAGCCUAUGGAUCUCAAGCAGAUGGAAACGAAACUCGAAUCAAACACCUACAGUAAGCUCGCUGAGUUCAUUGGCGAUAUGACGAAAAUCUUUGAUAACUGCCGCUAUUAUAACCCAAAGGAGUCCUCAUUCUACAAGUGUGCUGAAGCACUUGAAUCGUUUUUUGUACAAAAAAUCAAAAGUUUUCGAGAAAAUGUUGUUGGUCAAGGCAAUUAAAAGUCAUUGGAACGAAGCUUUGGCUGUUCAUACAAUUGGCACCGGUUGCAAUGGAUUUAGUUGGGUUCAUCACAACCAUUAUAAAAAGCAAAAGAAAAAGCAAAAAAAAUAAUGAUUUUAUAUAG